AAUUAGAUAUAAGAGAUUACUAGAUAUAAGAGAGAUCUCGUGAUCCACAAAGGAUUCGGUUGAAUUUAGGAUCUCGACAAAAAAGGAAAAUGAUUAAGAAGGUUUAGUUUACUUACACAAAAAACUCAGCUUAUAAAACAAUAAAUAAAAACCAUUACUUGAUUCCUUCAUUCCUGACACAUAUUGACUAUUAAAAGUGAAUUUUAAGUCUCAGGAUCUCGGCAUCCACAUAGGGUUCGGUUAUAAAAAUUGGUAUGUGAACUUUAAAGAUCUCCACAAUAAAGAAAAUUACUUAAAAAGUUUAACUUGCCUAUAAGACUCUAAAAAUAUGCUGCGUAUUUUAAAAUGGUAAUGUUUUUUUUUUUAGUUUUUGUUUAAUAUAACACCUUUCUUUAAUGAAAAGACUGUUGGUACAAUAUGCAUUUGUUGAGACGUCUCCUUUCGCUGCCUUUCAUUGAACUCGAUCUGCCGAUCGUUUGGGGGUUUGAAUGGCUCAAAGUCGGUUUCGUUGGUGAGUUUGUUUGUCACCGUCGAAUCCCGCUUAAAUGAGCGACCGCCUGCAGCGAGUGUGAUCCAGUUUCCCAAGCGUUUUUUGUUUAUCUUCUUGGCCUGCAGCGGAAAAUGGAAAGUUGCUCGCUGCAUUCAGCCGAACUUCGCCCACAAACUGCAGCUCUCGAAUGGGUUGUGUCAUUUAUUUUUAUAUAUUUUUCCCGAUUGUUAUACAUUUUUUUUUUCACCCAUCUGUCUGAGUUUUGAUUAAUUUGCUUGCAUUCAACAAAAAGUAUUUUUACUUUUCAAAUGCUGACUGGCCAUGAGUUGGCGUUGGGUUUCUAUGAAGUUUUGUCUUUUAUUUUUUAUUUUGGGAUUUUUAAUUGAAAAAUAGUUGAUUGAGAAAGUGGCUAAGUCUUUGGAAAUAAAGUCUUGAAAAUUCGAUAUAUUUUAGUUAUCUUCUUAUAUUUCUUUAUAACUUUUUAUUAAAAACAUAUUAUUCCAAUUCCAAAAUGUAGUUAUCUUUUAAAACUUUUCUAAAUUAAAUAUAGCAAUUAAAAUUAAAAUUUAUUAAUAAUGACUUGUGGCAAAAAACAAGCACUUGUGCAUAUCAUUCACUUAAAGUUACACCCAGCUAAUUAGCAUCCACACAAAAACGGCCUUCAUCAAUCAUCUCCCUCGAUUGUCAUUCCAACGACCCACAUUCCGCCCCACACCACCCACCGCCCCACAGUAAAUAAGUUCAUUAACCAUCCACACACACCCAACUCAGGUUCCACAAAGGUAACCCACAAUUAAAGACAGCUCGAAUUUCACGCAAUUACUAAAUACAAAACAAUUGCAUUGUUUAAUGUCAAGUUCAAUGCACGCAGACAGUUGGACAGGCAGAAGAGCCACCCACAAAAACACCCAUCCAUCCUCCCACUGAAAAUCCUAUUAAAUAAUAAAAAUAAAUCGAAUGCAAUUAUGAGUGUGAAAAGAGAGGGAAGGGUAAAGAUGUGGAAGGAGAAAACUGUAGAGACAAAGAGAAAGAGAGCAAGAGAGGAAAGCUUUCAUGUGGUGACCUCUUCCGAAGAAAAUGUAAUCAAAUCUACACUGGAGAAAACUUGGUCGUACAGAAAUACAUUGUUAUUAAAAUAUUAGUGCCAUAAGUGUCAUCAACUUUUUAUUUGCUUUUUGACUAGAUCCAGUUGGGAAUUCUAGUGCCACGAAAUGCAGGCUUAAAUUAUCGGUUUAUUAGAGAUUUUGUUUUAAUAUUAAAUUUUUUCUCUGAUAUCAGCUGAUUGCCAACAUUCUCUCUGGAAGAGAGCGAAAAAGUGGGGAUCUCUCGUUUCUAACUCUCCGCAAAAAAAGGUUUUCUGUUAUUAUUUGUCAGCUGUUGCCCCGUUAGUUGCUUUUACUAGCUCGCUCUCUCUGGUAAUCGCCGUCUUUCUCUCUCUUGCUUCGAGCUUUGCUCUGCCUGCGCCGCCGACUUUACUGCUGGCGCUGCCUUUAGCUUCGUUUGCUUUGGUCGCCGCCUUUCAGUUACAAUUCGUAUUCCAAUUGGAACGCCGCGAUUUCCUCCGUUCUGUGCACUGCUCCUCGGCCCGUCCGCUUUGCGGCUCUCUUCGCGUCGCGGCUGGUUGCAUUUGUAUUGGUAUUUGCAACAGAUUCGCAUGCAAUUUGUUUGUGCAAUUCGGAAAAUUGUUAUGAAAAGUCAAUCAACGGAAAAUGCAACACGAAAAUCCCAAAAAAUUAACAACCUGUAAAAUAAAACAAAAUGUUUUGUCCCCAAUGGCAUAUUGACAUUUACAGUGAAAUAAAGUGAGAAGGGGAAAACACACACACACAGCAAAUAAAAUAAAAACAAAACAUAAGGCAAAAAGCAAGCGGAUCGUAACGAAACGCUGACCAAAACAAACGGCAAAAACAAUGUAAUUGUUGAAACGUAUGUAAAUCGCCGCGUGCACAAAAAAGUUAAACAAAAGGAAAACACCCAACAAAACAAACACACAAUACCCAGUGAAAAGGCUAGUGAGAAGUGAGAAAAAUUAGUGGAAAAUACAGUAGAGGUCGGCCGGGAGGAGUUGAAUCUCGCGGAAUAAUGCGGCAUUUAAUCAUGACCCCGGCGUCGCUGUCGGCAUCGACGCCGACGCUUUCCACACUUCAUCAUCAGCGCAUGGCGCUGCAGUCGCAGUCGUCGUCGCAGUCGCCGCUGACGUCGGCGUCACAGUCUCCGUUAACCCCAUCGCAGUCAUCGUUUUUUGGCUCGCCCAAGUUCCCAGCGAAUUACGAGCGCAGCGAAAAAAUAAAACUCAAAAAAGUCCUGGGCCUGACUGUGUGCAGCAAUGCGGCUUUGGAUGUGUCCCCAGUCAGCGGCCUGCUGGCCUAUCCAGCUGGCUGCACCGUGGUGCUAUUCAAUGCCAAGCGCCAGACACAGGCCUACCUGGUCAACACCUCCCGCAAAGCAUUCACAUCCGUGGCCUUUUCGCGCUGCGGGCGCUACGUGGCCACCGGCGAAUGUGGCAUAAAUCCGGCCAUUAAGGUCUGGGAGCUGGAGACUCCCAACGGCAGUCUGGAGCACUGCAGCGGCGGCAGUGUGGUGGCGGAAUUCGUGGACCACAAAUAUGCCGUCACCUGUGUGGCCUUUUCGCCCACGGGCAAGUACCUGGUAUCAGUGGGCUCGCAGCACGACAUGAUUGUCAAUGUGUUUGAUUGGCGGGCCAACCUCAAGAUGGCCUCGAAUAAGAUCAGCUCCAAGGUGGCCGCAGUUUGUUUCUCCGAAGACGGUGGCUACUUUGUGACCGUGGGCAAUCGCCAUGUCAAAUACUGGUAUUUGGAAGGUGGCAGAAAGUACAAGGAUCCCAUUCCCUUGAUGGGACGCAGCGCCAUUCUGGGUGAUUUGCGGGACAACGACUUCUGUGCGGUGGCCUGCGGCAAGGGCGUGUGCGCGGAGAGCACGUACGCCAUCACCCGGCAAGGCCAUCUGGUGGAGUUCAGUUCGCGCCGCCUGCUGGACAAGUGGGUGCAGUGCCGCACCACCAACGCCAACUGUAUCUGCGUCAACGAGCGCUUCAUUCUCGUCGGCUGUGCCGAGUCCAUCAUCCGCAUCUUCAACGCAGAGACGCUGGAGUACGUGACCACGCUGCCACGCACCCACUACUUGGGCGUGGACGUGGCCCAGGGCAUCCAGAUAAACCAUAUAAUGUCGGUGCCGCAGCAGGCCAAGUUUCCCGAUUGCAUCGCCAUGGUGUUUGACGAGCAGCGAUCCAAGGUGAGCUGCGUGUACAACGAUCAUUCGCUGUACAUCUGGGAUCUUCGCGACAUCUCCCGCGUGGGCAAGUCGCACUCGUUCCUCUACCACUCCACGUGCAUCUGGGGCGUGGAGACAGUGCCAUAUAAUGUGGAGCGGGAGCCAUCGCAAACGCUGCCGGAGGAGUGCUUUGUCACCUGCUCCUCUGACGACACGAUUCGUGUUUGGGGCCUGGACGGCUGCACCAACAAUGAUAUUUACCGCAGGAACAUCUACUCCAAGGAGCUGCUAAAGAUCGUUUACAGCGACGAGGAGCUGCAGUUCAUCAAGGAUCAGGGUUCGUCGUUGUUCGACAAGGCCGGCAAUUCCUCUUACGACGGCAGGAACGGUGUGCGUUGCAUCAAAAUCAGUCCGGAGCUGCAGCACUUGGCCAGCGGAGAUCGGUGUGGCAAUAUCCGGGUAUAUAACCUGGUUUACCUGCGCCUGCUCACAACCAUCGAGGCGCACGAGUCUGAGGUGCUGUGCCUGGAGUAUUCCAAUGACAAGAUCGAGCGAAAGCUGCUGGCCAGUGCCAGCAGGGAUCGUCUCAUCCAUGUCUUUGAUGUGGCCCAGAAUUACCUGUUGCUGCAGACGCUGGACGAUCACAGCUCCUCGAUUACCUCCAUUAAGUUUGUGGGCGCCGGACUCAACUUCCAGAUGAUAAGCUGCGGAGCUGACAAGUCUAUAAUGUUCAGGAGCUUCCAGGGCAACAUCUUUAUGCGGGGCACCAACACCUCUGGCAAGACAACGCUGUACGACAUGGAGGUGGACUCGAAUUCCAAGCACAUCCUGACCGCCUGCCAGGAUCGCAAUGUGCGCGUCUAUGGCACCCAGAAUGCCAAACAGACGAAAACCUUCAAGGGCUCGCACUCGGAUGAGGGCAGUCUAAUCAAGCUCAGUCUGGAUCCCAGCGGCAUCUAUGUGGCCACCUCCUGCACGGACAAGACCCUGGCUGUCUACGAUUACUACUCCAGCGAGUGUAUGGCCAGGAUGUACGGCCACAGUGAGCUGGUCACGGGCCUGAAGUUCACCAACGACUGCAGGCACCUGAUAUCGGCGAGUGGCGACGGCUGCAUCUUCAUCUGGCAGGUGCCCCACGACAUGAUUGUGACUAUGCAGGCGCGCAUGUCGCAGCAACGUCUCCGAUCGGGUCAUGCUCCGUUGCCCCGUCCCCUGGCUCCUCUGUCGCCACAGGAUGGCAUAGUCAUGGAAUCACCGACCAGUGAAAUGGAGCAGCCCAAGUUUGGAGUCACAGAGCGAUUCUCGGACGUGGGACAACUCCCUCAGUGGGCGAUGAGAAAGGCAGCCGGGGACUCGGAUAGCGGCGCUCUGUCCAUACCCACGCCCAGCGGUGGUGUUGGAUCCCAUUUGCCGCCUGCCCUUCAGGCUGCCUCGUCCAUGGGUAAUCUAAGCUCGUCGCCAAGUCAACAGCUUCCGGGAAUGGCACCCAGACCACGAGGGAGGUGGUCCCAGCGGAGCAGUCAGUUGGAAACCGCCGAUGACCUCCGAUCCAAUUCGGAGAGUCCCCUGGGCACCGUUUCCUCUGUGGGCGGACACAGUGGCGUGAAUGUGCAGACGUCUGAUUAUAACAGUGCCUCCUCCAAGGACAUUAUGUAUAAUCAAACCUACUUGAGCGAGGACUCCUCCAUCGAUUCCGGAAUGGAGACGCGAAGGGGCGAGCUCAAGUUUAUUGGCAGCAGCAACAAUGGAACAGUCGUGACAGUGUCCUCCGUUUCCUCGUUGGCUGUGUCUGCCACCAAUGGUGCCAUUACAACCGGAUCCGGACCAGCCGGCCAGCAGCAGCAGCAGCAGCGACUGCAGCUGCCGGAUAAGCGGGGUAAGCCGGGCCUGCGUUUCGAUACCCAGACCCACGAUCACGACGGCGACGUGGAGGACAUCUCUGAUGGGGAGAGAACGAGCUCGGAUCACGGCAUGUUCUACAACAACCUGGCGCCCAGCACGCCAACAGACUUCAAGGUGACGGCCAUGAACGAGGAGGAGCUGCGUAAGUCGAUGCGCCGAUCAAAGUUCGAGAAGUCAGGCCUUCAGCUGGCCACCUCGGGGCUAAGCGGAAACGGAAGUUCGCAUACAGCCAGCACUGGAACCGGAACUGGAACCUCCGACACCGAGGAUGAAGGCUCCACGCCCAGUGCCGAAAAUGCCGAACGUUCGCUGGCCUCCACGCUGGGCGGCAGCUCGGAAAAUCUGCCGCAAAGCAACAACAGCUUCCUGCAUGCCGCUCUGCCAGAGGGACCGGGACUAACCUCGCCCAUGGAAAGGGGCACAAGCAGUCGCCGAAGCAUCAGUGCCAAGCACAACACGGAGAAUGGGAAGAGUGUGGCGGCACCGCCCACCAUUACCAAGUCGUAUACGAGCACCAAGAAGGAGGAACUGCUGCAGGUCAUCAACAAGGUCAAGCAGCAGCUGGAGAAUGGUACCCGCAAACCUGGCAACCCAAGGUUGAAUGCUAUAGUCGAGGUAGGCCAUAGACCCCUUCGGGGAAGCCAUAGCAUAUCGGACCUGAGUCUGGCUGCCAAUUUGGAUGGCUCGAGGAGUACGGGCGGCGGUGGUCCAGGACGUUAUACAAAGCCAGUUGUUUCCCAUGACACUUUGCAGUAUACUAGUACCCAAAAUCCAACAACCACAACAGCAACUGCUGCUGCACCAAAUGUGAAUUCGCAACAGCAACAUCAGCAGCAGCUGCCACAUCAGCAAUGCAUUCCUUCUGCCGCCUCUCAGCAAUUUUUCAAUUGUGCUGCCCCCAAAUCCAAGCUACAACAAAACUUCCAGACGAUGCGACAGGUUCAACAGCAUUAUCCUCCCUAUCCCCACCACGUGGGUGUGCAUCAGAUACAUCCCCCACCCGGAGUUCCUUUCGGCGGCUCCUCAUCUGCUGUCCAGCACCGCCAGCAACAUCAUCAACAGCAGCAUCAUCAGCAGCAGUCGCAGCUGCAACAGCGGGUGAAAAGGAAUCCUGCUGGGAAUAAUAGACGUACUCCUAGUAUCUUGAAGCACUACAAAUCCUGUCCAGUGUCGCCGGUGCACGAGGAGGUGGAGUGGUCAGCCGAGGGCAACGAAAGAGGAGCCCUCCUGGGUGAACCCAAGAGGCACUCCGUUUAUGCAGAUGAUGCCAGAACUAUUUUGGACAUGAUCCACGCGGACACGGAGAAGAUGAUAGAUGAGAUUACCAGGAAGUAUGGGGAUCUCGAUGAGCCCUGCAGUAUACCGGCUUCCUAUUCCAUGCCAGCCAACUUGAGGGGCCUUGGUGGCCUGGGCUCCACGGGAGAUUCCACGCCAACUGGAAGGACAACUCAGUAUUAUGUUUACCGUGAGUUUUAUCAGUGCGAGCGGAAGGUCUCCCUGUCGGAUAUAUUGCAACCGGAACAGUUUGCGGCCAGCCAAAGGCGAUUGGACGAGGCCAGAUUCCUGGAGACUCAGCGCCACUCCAGUGCCAGCUUUUUCCUUACCGGGCAACAGAGUCAGGAGUCCCUGUCCCUGCUCUCGGAUGGCGAUGGAGCCGGCAGUUACUGCAACAGCCUGGAGAGCGUCCUCUCCGACGAGAGUGACUGCCAGAGUGCUCCGCUCGACUACCCCCAGGCGCAGGUGACUCAAGUGCUUCAGCAACGCCACGCUGGCAUCCGGAACUUUAUCAUCCAUGGGCCAGUGUCAAAGUCGUACGGGAAUAGCCCAAAUGCCUAUGGCAGCUUCGAUUACUAUAUGCGCCAGCAGCACCAUGCAACGACCACGGCCACGGACAGCUUCGAUGUCACCGGCUACAACCUAGAGCCGCUGAAGCCACUGCCCAGCUCGAAGACCUAUCCCAGAAUAGCCCAGGUCCAGGCCUCGGAAAAUAUACCCACUCUGCGAUCCAAGAACAAGCAAUAUAACUCAGGUGUCAACAAGUCGUUGAGCACGGAUUUCGCUCAACAGCGACAGCAACGGAACUCGAAUCCCAUGCAAUCGGGCGACAGCAAUAUGAUGUUUGUGAAGAAACCCCUCAAGCCCAAGCCCCCGGUGCCGGCCAAACCACAGAACCUGGUGAGCACCUUGAGCCACGUGGAAAAGCAGCAGAAGCAGCAAAAGGAGCAACAGAAAUCACAGUCCCGAACGGCCAGCGUUGUCCGGCAGUUUGAGCAUAAUUUACAGAAGUUCGAGAAGGAGAAGCAAAGGGAACGGGAUCAUCAGCAAAGGAGGCCGACGGCAAUGCGGAGUUCGGUGAGCAGUGGAGCCCUGGCCGGAGGAGGAUCCGGCACAGGCACCGGCACCCAGAGCUGCCUGAAGAAGGUCUCACGCUUUGAUACAAGCGAGAGCAGUCGCCGAGCCACCAGUGUGAGGCAGAAGAACAGGCCCAAGAUCUCGGUGCGAUUCAAUACAGUUUCCCAGAUUAAGUAUACGCCCAGUGCCAAGAGGGAGAGGCAGCGGCAGGCCAGAGAGGCAGAGGAGGAGGAGUCUCCGCCGGAACUGGAAGUCGGCAGCCUGCCCAGCGACUACGGAGAGCGUAGCUUCGAAAUGUAUUUUGCGGAAAAUGGGAAUGCUCCGGAGAACUUGGAGAAUAUGCAAACUCUCAAACUCUACACGAAGCCCCAGCUCCAAGCGGUGGUCGAUGAGAUCCAGCAGGAGCGAGAAAAGUACCGCAAGAACCUGGAUAAUGCAGGAAGAAUCAGUGGAAAGGGCGGCUCCACCAGUCACCAGUGCCAGAAUAUAGCCAAAAAGAUCGACAUUAUCGAGAAGUUAAUCGAAAUGGAGGAACGCAAGAUGGAGCAAAUCCGUUUGGCCACCGAAUCUCGCCUGCGACCCUUCAACUGCAAUGCCAAGGAGAAGGGGUAUGUGAAGAGUUUGACCAUGAAUUUCGAUAUGCUGGCCCGGGGAGAAGAGCCGGCUGAGGAUGAGGAGCUGACCUCCAAAGAUGCCUCUGAUCUGUGCGCCUACGCCAGGAAUAUGCGAAGAAACUGCAGUUUGCCGGAUGUCCUGGAGAGCACGGACUUCACUGGGAUCUAUAGUAGUCAGGGCGUGGAGCUGGCCAAGGAAGUCAGAGCCGAUGAUGAGGGGCGCGAGGAACCAGAAAACACUGCUGCAGAUGGUCCCCAUUGCGAGGACAAAGGACCAACGACGGCGACGACUGUUGUUUUGAGGAUGGAGCCAGGCAAUCCCAAAACGAUUAAUCCCAUGCCCAUCGAGGAGUCAUCCAUACGCCGCGCCUGCUCGCUGAGCGACCUGCACAUGGGCAACUUUGGCAAGCCUGGAAAAUCCACUGGCGGCACGCCACAGAAGCCACAGAUCCAGCAUAGGAAUGGCAACAUCUCGCGAUCAGCCAGCAAGAGGAACAGUCUGCAGGGCAAGACGGGACUGGGUGCCUCCAGCAACUCCAUGAAUGUCCUCAAUCAGGGUAGCGACUCUGAGCCCGAGGACAGCAAUCGUUUGCGCAGUGCCAGCAACGGACAGGGUCGUAGUAAUGGACCCAUAGCUGCCAAUCGUCAGUACAGCAACAAGAUCAACAAUGCCAACAACAAUCGUCGGAAGACACCAAACUUUAGCAGUGCCACACCACAAAUGCAGGACGACUCUAGCUCCGAGGAGACGCCCAAUAAUACGGUCAACAACAAGCCAAUUGUGCCACCGAGACCAAGGAAUCUGGGCUUUGAUCACAAGAGCAAGCUGCUUGGCAGCCCUGUUGGAAAUGCCAACAAACAGAGGAGCGGUGUGACUUCCCUGGAAGAAUAUGAGGGCACAGAUCCCGAAGCCCAAGUGCACAAUGUGAUCAACAAAUUAUAUACGACAACUCAAGCAGCCAUGCAGCUGCAUGCGAAUCUAAAGAACUCCCUGCUGCUGAAGGAAUUGGAGAAUGCUUUAAUCAUGUCCAGGAAUAUGCUGAGCAGCAUUACCACAAAUCGACAAGCGGAAAAGACAAACAAUGGAGUCGGAGUCGGAGUGGGCCAGGGUAUGGGAGUGGGAAAUAGUGGGGGUGGAUUGAACCACGAUCAGCUGAGCGCUGACAACGGAGACUAUCUGAUGAUGGUCAACAACUGUGCCGAUCUUUUGAGCAAUUUACGCACGAAGCACAAACCCGAUGACUGUGAGAAUAACUCCUAGUGUGUAGAGCUUUAGGAUAGACUAAAUGACUAAAUGCGGGGACGACUAACCAACACCUAUUUAUUUAACGGAACACAUACAAACACACACACACGCAGAGGAAUCGAGCUCUUACUAAUUUGUAAUUAAUAAACAUUCACAGCUAAUGUACAUUUUUUUUGUUUAGUAAUAAGUCCCUAAGAUUUUGCUCUUUCGUUUAUAUAAUUUCUUGUCGUGUGCGUGUUGCAUUUCUUUUAACAUCUAAUUUAUAUGGCAAUAAAAUGCGUGUUUAGCUUGAAUUAAAUUCUGUAAAUGUUAAGUUUAA
Messenger RNA from Drosophila kikkawai, 10154 nucleotides. RefSeq names its product WD repeat domain 62 (gene Wdr62). Gene Ontology annotation, biological process: centriole replication. Gene Ontology annotation, cellular component: mitotic spindle. The record is from RefSeq and is a predicted model, not a curated record. Lineage: Eukaryota; Metazoa; Arthropoda; Insecta; Diptera; Drosophilidae. Gene Ontology annotation, molecular function: protein binding.